GGAUUACGUUUCUUGUGGAGGGCCUAUCUGCAGAAGGGGAUCUGAUCUCUUGGUCAAGAAAAAAAAGGGGAUCCGAUCUCCGAGCCGCAACCCUACCUGACCUGUCACCGUGCCGGCCGGCGAGGUCACGCCCCUCCUCCGGCCACCGCCCCUCCCCUCCGUUCCCGUCGCGUGUUGAUUUCUCGGGUGUGGUAUUCAGGGCCGAGGCACCGGCCUCCGGCGUCAUGGGGUUCCUCGAGGACUUCCAGGCCAGUGUUGAAGCAUUGCCAGCUAUGCUGCACAAGAAUUAUUCAUUAAUGCGAGAGCUCGAUAAAAGCUUGCAAGGUGUGCAACUGGAAAAUGAGCAGCGCUGUCAACAAGAAAUAGAGGACAUUAAGCAUGGACUUGAAUCUGGAAGUAUUACGUAUGAGCCAGCAAAACUUAAAUUUUCGGAUGAAGCAAUGGAGGAGCAAAAACAUUGUGUUAGAAUUGCUGAUGAGAAGGUGGCUUUAGCCACACAAACUUAUGACCUGGUUGACGCUCAUAUCCAACAGCUCGAUCAAUUUAUGAGGAAGCUUGAAGAACUUCGGCAAGAAAAAGAGGCAGCUGCAGCCACAGCUGCUGCAGGUUCAGUUGUUGCUGCUACUGUAGCUGCUCCUGCUAGUGCCGGCACCUCAAGGUCCUCAGCUGCUGAUGCUGCUCCCAAAAGUGGAAGAUCUGGAGAAAGGGGCAGAGGAGGUCGAAAGAAGGCUAAGAUACCUAUGGAGCAACCAGCUAUAGAUUUAGAAUUGCCCGUCGAUCCUAAUGAGCCGACAUAUUGCCUCUGCAACCAAGUCAGCUAUGGUGAGAUGGUCGCGUGUGACAACUCCGACUGCAAGAUAGAGUGGUUCCACUUUGGAUGCGUGGGCUUGAAAGAGCAGCCAAAGGGAAAAUGGUAUUGCCCGAACUGCAGCAUGUUCCAGAAGAAGCGGAAAGGGAAAUGAGAUUUGAGGUCCUAGUGCUAGGAGGUAGGCGCCUGGUUGUUCGUGAUGAUCAACAAACAUUUUAUGGCCUCUGUUGUUCUGGGGAAGUAACUGUUGUAGUUUCAGUGACCUUGUACAUGUAACAUUACCGAAGAGUGCAUGUGGGCUGCGGCGUAGAUAUAUGCCCUCGUCUCUUUUGGAACCUGGGGAAUUUCAGUUUCUUCAUGUUAUUUGAAUGAACUGAUUGCUGUGAAAUGACUGCGAUGUUCCUGCAUCCCAGACAGAUGCCCCUGUUGAUCGAUAGGACUAUGCUGUUGCUUGCGCGAAGCAGGCAAUUGUCUAUUUGUGUAACGACUGCAAGUCUGUAAUCAAAUUUGCAUUGGAUCGCAUUGGCUUUUCUAUUA
Brachypodium distachyon (stiff brome) is the source of this 1345-nucleotide messenger RNA. RefSeq names its product PHD finger protein ING1. Lineage: Eukaryota; Viridiplantae; Streptophyta; Magnoliopsida; Poales; Poaceae. The record is from RefSeq and is a predicted model, not a curated record. The transcript is spliced from 7 exons. Gene Ontology annotation, cellular component: nucleus. The coding region runs from base 225 to 962 and encodes 245 amino acids.